AUGGCAGCCAACGUCAAUGCUGAAGAGGAGCUGCGGCUAUUAGAAGAGGCCUCACGCGUGCUACCUGCGGACGUGCUGGAAUUAGUGAAGGCCAAGCCGCCGCAAGAGCGGCUGGUGCUUCUGCGUGCACUGGUGCAGGCAGUCGACGUUGAGUAUGGCCAGCUGACGCCGAAGGACUGGGCCGCCGUGAAGCGCGAUCCCGAGCGUUUCGGCUUCAAGCCCUCAGACCUGCCUGAUGGGCUGGACGUCGGCCAAUGCAUCGCGCUGGCGGCGCGCAGCGGCGGCGCGGGCGGCCUCAGCGGCGGGCAGCAGCUGUGCGCAUUCUUGGUUGCAACGCUGGAGCCGCUGCAGAGCUCGCGGCGGCGGCAGGUCGGCGGCAGCGGGAGAGAUGGCGAGUCGGAUCCCUGGGCGCGCGGGCGCGACCCUGCUGGCUGCGCCGGGGCGCAUUUGGCAGCUGGUUCGUAUGCUGACGAGGACGUGGCGGCGGUCGUCCAGGCGCUGUCAGGCGCCGGCGCGGAUGCGGCGGCGGCAGGCGCGCCCGACGCAGUCGUUUUCGCAGCCCCCGGCGACGGCGCGGCGGGUCCUGUGGACGGGGCGGCGCCGGCGCCCGGUCCCUCGGAGGGGCGCGACACGUCAGCAGGAGCGGCCGUGCGGCUGCCGAAACUCGGCAUCGCGCUGCAGCUGCUGGGUGUCGAUUACGAGUUCCGGCGGCAGGGCAUUGCGGGGUCUCUCAUGGACCUCCUGGGCAACGUGGCGGCGGAGGCGGGGGCCGGCGUGGUUUGGCUGUGGGCCGCGCGGCACAAUCCCUCCGCGCUCGCGUUCUGGUUGGGCCGGGGGUUUCAAGAGACGCGCCACGAGACCUCCAGCCCGGCCGGCGAUUUCGUGCUGAUGCUGAGGCGGGAGGACGCGACGCGGCCGAUAGAGGGCACGGGCAGCAGCAGCAGCAGCAAUGGCGGCCGCGGCACGACGCAGAAGCCCGGCGGGUUCGGGGCUGGAGGAGGCGGCGGCGGCGCCAAGCGGCGGGUUUGGGGCCGGCCGGAGCAGAGGUUGGCCCCGGCAGCGCGGUGGAACUCGAGUGUCGAGGUCGUCCGCUCCAAGCACACGCCCGCGGCGGCCGCUGAGUCAUUGGCCAACAUCCUGCCGGUCUCCAGCCUCUGCAGCCGCGACGCGCGCGGCGCGACGGUGACGCGCGCCGCGGGCGCCGGCGCGUUCGACGCCCUGCACCACCGGGACCACGCCUUCACGCGCGGCGACGCGACGACGGGGUGGGAGCACGCGACGUCCACGGGCCCGCCCGAGCAGCGGCGCUGGCUGGCGGUGCUGGACGGGAAGGUGUCGGGAAGCCGCGAGCGGCGGGCCAAGUCGGUGCCGCGGGAUUAUAAGACGCUGGUCGCACGGCAGCAGGAGUUUUCGGACGCGUUGAGGGGCGCCAGGCAGGCGCGGGUUGAGGAGCGGCGGACGUGGGCGCGCUCUUUUGGGCCGGAGGGCGCGGCCGCGAUGGAGCGCGCGGCGGCGGCCGAGGCGGCGCGGGCGCGGAUGGGCGCGGGGCCGCGGCCGCGGCCGAGGGUGCGGCCGAGCGCGGAUGAUCUGAGGGGCGUGGCGGCGCUGCCAGAUAUGGGGUUGCUGUUGGAUGACUGA
This is a messenger RNA of Monoraphidium neglectum, 1638 nucleotides long. RefSeq lists its product as hypothetical. Lineage: Eukaryota; Viridiplantae; Chlorophyta; Chlorophyceae; Sphaeropleales; Selenastraceae. The record is from RefSeq and is a predicted model, not a curated record. The coding region runs from base 1 to 1638 and encodes 545 amino acids. Gene Ontology annotation, molecular function: acyltransferase activity, transferring groups other than amino-acyl groups. The transcript is spliced from 7 exons.